UGGUGUGAGUGAUAUAAGCCUAUUGCAGGCAGGCAGAUACGAGGGCGCACAAAUCAGACGCAUACACGCGAGAUAGAGAGUGAACGGCAGCUUUUGUCCGCUCCGGGUCGUUCUUUCUCCACGAGCCUUCGGUGAUGCUGACUUGGCGACGGCCACUCCUCCCUCACUCGUGACUCGCGCUCGCUAGACGUCCAUCAUGGCCGUCGUGUAUGACAAGGGCGUCAUCAUGGGUGCUGACAGCCGAACAACCAUGGGAUCGUACAUUGCGAAUCGAGUGACGGACAAGUUGACGCACAUCACGGACAGGAUCUACUGUUGCCGUUCAGGUUCGGCGGCUGACACUCAAGCUGUAGCGGAUAUAGUGUCUUACAACUUGGGCAUGGUGGCAGUUCAGCACGACGAGCAGCCGAAAGUGGAGACUGCAGCUCAGCUUUUCCAAGAAAUCAUCUAUCAGAACAAGGACAGGUUGAGCGCUGGAAUCAUCGUUGCCGGUUGGGACAAGAGGAAUGGCGGUGGCGUUUACAACAUUCCUCUUGGGGGCGGCAAGUUUCAACAACCUUGGGCCAUCGGAGGUUCCGGGUCAACAUACAUUUAUGGCUUUUGCGAUUCGACCUGGAGACCGGGAUGGGGCAAGGAGCAGACGAUAGACUUUGUCAGGAAGGCGCUAUCGCUUGCGAUGCGCAGAGACGGCUCUUCAGGCGGUACGAUUCGCAUGGUGGACAUUUCAGAAGAAGGAGUCGAAAGGCACUUUAUUCCCGGAAACGAUCUUCCAGAUGGGGAAAGCAAAGAGUUCGUCUCUGGCAAGUUUGUGUAAUAACCCUCGCAUUCCUCCCUCUCUCUCUUGGCGAGUUGAAAUGCGGCACGCAAAUGCGAAGAUGAGGAAAUGAGACGCGCGGUUGAGUGCUCUGCUGUCAAACUGUUCAGCGUGAGAUUCUUCAACGCAGAGCAGCUUGCCGACGACCGCACAGCGCGGCAGGCGGCCAAUCGCACACGAACGAUGUGUGAAAGUCCAUCGACAGCGAUGCCCAGUGUGUCAGGUUCCGAUCAAAAUGUUAUUGCGCGGCUUGACUGCUAGCGAACAGAGCUCAAACAAAGCACCAAGGGAAUUUCGCGCGGAAUGUUUGGUGGAUGAUCAUUCGAGGAGCCUGAGAGGUGUGUUUGUGUAGUACAGUACAAGUUCGGGAACACGUGGUCGGUCGGUAUGGCGGAAUAUCUUCAGUGCGGCAAGCUUGCUGUGUAGCAUUCGUGUACUGUGUUUGCAUCUUAUACGUGUUCGGAAUUC
Messenger RNA from Ceraceosorus guamensis, 1282 nucleotides. Its product is annotated as proteasome-domain-containing protein. Gene Ontology annotation, molecular function: threonine-type endopeptidase activity. NCBI's taxonomy places the organism in Eukaryota, Fungi, Basidiomycota, Exobasidiomycetes, Ceraceosorales, Ceraceosoraceae. Gene Ontology annotation, cellular component: proteasome core complex. The record is from RefSeq and is a predicted model, not a curated record. The transcript has 4 exons. Bases 197 to 814 code for a protein of 205 amino acids.